AAGGAAUUCUACAAUACAGCGCUACACUUUCUAACUUUAUACCUAUAAAUACCCUCGUUUAUUCGACAGUGCUUCAUCAUCUAGAAAUGGCAACUCUUACAACAGCAUUUCCUAAUAAACGAAUUGUUGAGACUAUUCUCUGCUUUUAUGUCUUAGUUUUCUGUUUCCUUCCCACAGUUCUUUGUGCUGGGCAUUUGAAAAAGCUAUAUCUACCAGAUCCUGGUCCCGAGUCCUUUGCAUUCGAUUUGGCAGGUGGAGGACCUUACACAAGUGUUGCUGACGGAAGAGUUCUCAAAUAUGAAGGACCGAAAGUUGGUUUUGUGGAGUAUGGAUACACAAAAGCAGAUAGGCCCCGGAAAUUUUGUGAUGGCACUAAUAGGACGGAUAUCUCUCAAAUCUGCGGUAGGCCAACUGGUUUGGGGUUUUACUACAAGACUGGUGAGCUCUAUUUGGCAGAUGGCGGUCUAGGCCUUGUCGUGAUUGGAGCUAAAGGAGGUCCGGGAAGACGACUUGCCUCUGCUGCAGGAGGACUGCGAUUUGGCUUCCCUGAUGGCCUCGAAGUCGAUCAAAGAACUGGCAUUGUUUACUUCACCGAUGCAAGCUCCCGCUACAAUAUCAGCCAAAUUGCAGAGAUAGUUGCCAAUAGAGAUCAAACAGGAAGAUUAUUGAAAUACGAUCCAAGAACGAAAAAGGUCACAGUAUUGCUCAGGGGACUUGCAGGGGCCGCUGGGGUGGCAAUUAGUCAGGAUGGCUCAUAUCUUCUGGUUACAGAAUUUGUGAAAGCAAGAGUUUCCAAGUAUUGGUUAAAGGGUCCCCUAGCACAUACAUCACAUGUUAUUGCAAACCUGUCAGGAGCGCCAGAUAAGAUCAAGAGGAACAGUGCUGGAGAUUAUUGGAUUGCAGUAACAGUUCAAAGCCAGAAGCCGACACCAACAUUACAACUUCAAGGACAAAAGAUCAAUGGAAAUGGCAAGAUACUGGAAACAAUAACCUUUAGCCCUGGUUUUAAUUCUUCAUUGAUCACAGAAGUGCAAGAAUACAAGCGCAAGCUAUAUCUAGGUUCUAUAUAUAUUGGAUAUGUGGGGGUGUACCGGAAGCACUAAUUAACGAGAAGGAAUUGGAUAUGAAUAUGGAUAAUGUUCAUCGCUAUCGCAUUUCAGUUGAAAUGACUAGUCAAUAAAACUGUUGUGAUGUUUCGUUUUUCAAUCAUUCCUAUGAAAGCCACAAGCGUAGAAAAAGUUGUAAUAAUUUGAUUGUGUUCCUCUUUUUCCCCUUCUUUUUGUGUACACUUUCUUGAAAAGUACUGCAGACUUCAUUGAAAGAAGGUAGGAAA
Coffea arabica (coffee) is the source of this 1333-nucleotide messenger RNA. RefSeq names its product protein STRICTOSIDINE SYNTHASE-LIKE 11-like. The record is from RefSeq and is a predicted model, not a curated record. Gene Ontology annotation, cellular component: endomembrane system. NCBI's taxonomy places the organism in Eukaryota, Viridiplantae, Streptophyta, Magnoliopsida, Gentianales, Rubiaceae. Gene Ontology annotation, molecular function: hydrolase activity.